This is a messenger RNA of Haemonchus placei, 1452 nucleotides long. NCBI's taxonomy places the organism in Eukaryota, Metazoa, Nematoda, Chromadorea, Rhabditida, Trichostrongylidae. The record is from the annotation of a GenBank genome assembly.
AUGCUUAUCGUUGUGCUAUACAUUUCAAAUAACCACCCAGUGAACGCUCAUAUUGAGUCCUGCUGCCGGAAUCGUGGUGUUUCGGAUGCCUGCUCACACGCUUUGUGUCGCCUCGAAUCGCCACCCGGCGACAUCGAACGCUAUACGAUCUUUGAGGCCCGCACUGGUUGCGCACAUUAUUUGACAGAAAUCGCUGAAUGUCUCGUCGAUGGUCGAGAUUCGUCCGAAUGCUGUCGCACGACAGCGAUUCAAGCUGAAGAGAACUCCUGCCUAGCAAUUUGUCGCGGAUCAUCGCACGGCGUUAACCGGUGGGUCAGAUACCAAUCAUGCCUGGCGAUCAAUCUUCCCUCAAUGUAUACCUGCAUUCUCCGCAGUCACUCUAACACACCGACUCCACCUCAACUCCUGAAGGUGAUUUCAAAGUCCAGCACAUCGGCCCACAUCCAGUGGAGUGCCCCUGCAAAGUACCCAGAACUUGUGCACAUCUACAAAGUGCACGUUACUGAUACGUUGGACGCUCUACACGAGGAAGUUAUUCACUCGACGAAACUACUUUCGAUAAAUCUGACCAAUCUUCGGCCAGAAGGCAAGUAUGCUAUAUUCGUCGUGGCACACUCAUCAGAUCUAUCCAGAAAAUCUACACCAUCCGAUAUUCUGCACAUUAGCACGUCAACAAUUAACCACCAAGAUGGUGUCAGCUAUUCCUCCACAGUGCAGCUCCCCUACGAUGCUACAAAGGUGACACUACCAUGCCGUCUACGGAUGGGCGUUGGUGCAAAAAUGCACAUGGUGUGGGAGAAGAGGAUCGGUUCCUCCCAUCGUAAGGUCGAGGGCAAUCGGUUCAAGGUCACUACAUAUGCAUCCGAAGACGGAACUGGUGUAUUAGUAUCGGCUCUGGAUAUUCGCUCACUUGAAAGGUCCGACUUUGGUAUGUACAAAUGUCAUGUACGUGGACACAGCAACGAUUACGGCGAGGUCCAUUUGGUGGCGCAUUCGCAUGCCAUUGGACGCCCACCUCUCAGCCCACCAGAAACACCAUUGGAAUGUUGUUCACGAGCAGUAUUUAGAGCACAUUGCCACUCUGUAUGCCACGUCGGCAGUGAUAGAAAACGAGGUCUCAAACCUGGUAACUUUUUGCCACAAUAUCGGUGCCUUGAUGAAUUCCAAAGUUUACUACGUUGUACGCUUAGUGAAAUGAAUAGUGCAGCAUGCUGCAUCCGGAAAAAGGUACCAUAUCACUGCCUCGGAAUGUGUGACAGCAAUUAUGAGCUGACAACUCUAAAUGGUUACAACUGUCUGGAACAUGAAAGUCACGUUCGCCAAUGUCAAAUUGAGGCUAUCAAUUUACGUCCAGAAGCGGUCUCAGAUCUUCAUAUAAGAACUGAGGUUGAUACGACUGUACUGAAUUGGGAACACAGCGACAAGGCCGAGGUGAAAGAAUGGUUCCAUUAA